AUGGAGGUGGCCGUUGGUGCGGCGAGCUGGCUCGUCGGCAAGGUGGUGACGCAGCUGUCCGAUAGCUUGGUGGAGGCCUACGUGGCCAGCACCGAGCUUGGCCUCAACAUGGAGCAGAUCAAGAGCGAUCUCAUGUUCACGCAAGGGCUGCUCCACGAGGCUCAGAUGAGGAGGGACGUGAGCAACCCUGGCCUGCCUGGGCUUUUGGAGAUUCUCAGCAAGAAGGCUGACGAGGCUGAGGACACGCUGGAUGAGCUCCAGUACUUCAUCAUCCAGGACCAAAUUCAUGGCACCCAUGAGGCCACCCCGGUGGUAGACAGCAGCAUACGUGGCCAGGCACUCCAUGGCCACCAUGUUCUUCACCGUACCGUUGGUAACUGCCUUUCAUGCUUUUCUUCUUCUUCUACACGAGAUGGUGCCGGUGACCAUGUUGGCAAGUUGACAUUCAAUCGAGUAGAUAUGUCAAAGAAAAUCAAAUCAAUAAUAGAAGGCAUAGAUGCCGCAUGUAACCAUGUAUCCAAUUUGCUCAAAAUUAUCCAUCCUACAGUAGGAAGGGUUCUAUCACUGAAGCGACCUCCCAGCAGCUCAACAAUUACACAGAAUGAAUUAUAUGGGCGGGAAGACAUCUUUAACCAGACUCUUGAUGACAUGUGCACCAUUCGUAGUGAAACACUAUCAGUUCUUCCCAUAGUUGGCCCUGGUGGAAUCGGAAAGACUACCUUUGCCCAACACCUAUACAACCACAAAAAAACAGUGGCGCACUUCUCUAAAAACAAGGCCUGGGUUUGUGUGUCUACUAAUUUUGAUGUGGUUAGGCUCACCCAGGAAAUCUUGAGUAGUGAAGCACAUAAAACAUCCAACUUGGAUCAGCUCCAAAAAUCCAUUGAAGAAAGACUGGAUCCUAAAAGAUUUUUACUUGUCUUGGAUGAUAUGUGGAAAUGCAACAGUGAGGCUGAAUGGGGAAGUCUACUAGCUCCAUUCAAAACAGGAGAAGCCAAAGGAAGUGUGGUUAUCGUCACAACUCGCUUUCCAUCUAUAGCACAAAUGAUAAAAACAACCAAGCCAAUAGAACUGCAAGGUCUAGAGGAUGAUGAAUUCUUGACAUUCUUUGAAGAAUGUAUAUUUGGAGAUGCGAACACGAAGUUCUUCCACCUCAAGGUUAAUGCGCGAAGGAGAAGGAAUACAAUCCAAAGAUUGAAAAAGGACAGUGGUUGGGCGGUGACGCACGGUGAAAAGGAAUCGACGAUUCAUGAUCACUUCGCAAGCUUCAUGGGGAGGCCAGGGCCGAGGCCAAACGAGCUAAACUGGGAGACGUUGGACAUCACACCGAUUGAUCUAGCCACGCUGGGGGAACCCUUCACUGAGGAGGAAGUGCAUAGGGCAAUUAAGGAAAUGCCAGCCGACAAAGCACCGGGACCAGACGGCUUCACUGGGGCCUUCUUCAAAGUUUGCUGGGAAAUCAUCAAGGAUGACAUUCUGCUAGUCUUCAGCUCCAUCUAUAACCUGAGAUGUGCGCACCUGAAUUUGCUCAACUCAGCAAACAUCGUCCUAAUCCCAAAAAAGGAUGGGGCUGAAAGCGUUUCGGACUAUAGGCCAAUUAGUCUAAUUCAUAGCAUCGCCAAGAUCUUCGCUAAGAUGCUAGCGCUGUGGUUAAGGCCCCACAUGCAUGAGUUGAUCUCGGUCAAUCAAAGCGCUUUCAUAAAGGGGAGAAGUAUUCAUGACAACUACCUCUUCGUAAGAAACAUGACCAGAAGAUACCACCGCCUAAGACGGGCAAUGUUGCUCUUCAAGUUGGAUAUAACAAAAGCCUUCGACUCUGUGCGAUGGGAUUACCUCCUAGCCUUGCUGCAGCGCAAGGGCUUCUCGACAAGAUGGAUAGACUGGCUAGGGGCUUUACUGUCGUCUUCGACAUCCCAAGUCCUCCUUAAUGGCUCGCCAGGGCAACGGAUCAAACAUGGAAGAGGACUACGGCAAGGGGACCCCCUCUCGCCGCUUCUCUUCAUCUUGGCGAUUGAUCCUCUACAGCGUAUCCUUUCCAAGGCAACAGAGCUGGGUGCAAUUUCAAAAUUACGAGGAAGAACAACUCGGCUGCAGAUCUCAAUGUAUGCGGAUGAUGCUGUGAUCUUCAUUAAUCCCACCCGGAACGAUGUUGCGACUUUCGCGAACAUCCUACAUCGUUUUGGCACAGCCACAGGACUCGUCACCAACCUUCAGAAAUCCCAGGUUGCGGCUAUAAGAUGCGGCAAUAUAGACCUGGAAGAGGUCCUCCAAGGCGUUCCGGCGAAGCGGGCAAAUUUCCCACUAAAAUACUUGGGCCUCCCGCUUGUUCUGGGAAGGCUGCGAAAAACGGACUUGCAACCGGUCUUUGACAAAAUAUCAGGGAGAGUUGCAAGUUGGAGGGGGAAAAACAUGGCAGUAGCCGGGAGAACCACGCUUGUAAAGUCUGUGCUUUCAGCGCAGCCAAUUUAUCUCCUCACUGCCUUGAAGGUGACGAAGGAAUCCCUGGAGCAGCUUGACAAGCAGAGACAUCGCUUCCUUUGGGCUGGUACGGGGGAUAUCACCGGGGGGAAAUGCAAGGUCAACUGGGCAAAGACAUGCUUGCCGACCAGCCAGGGGGGCCUUGGUGUCCUAAGCUUGGACAAGUUCACAAGAGCUCUGAGAUUGCGAUGGUUGUGGAACGAAUGGAGAGAUCCAAGCAAGCCUUGGGUGGGGGUUGUAUUUUCUCCUUCUAUAUUCAAUGAAAAAGCACUGCUGUGCUGUUUUUUCCGUUCAAAAAAAAUAUAUAUAUUUGGUCAAGACAAGCCUGCAUGUUAUGAAGAUGACUUCAUUGAUAUUGCAAGAAAAAUUUCCAAGAAAUUGAAGGGUUUUCCACUAGCAGCCAAAAGCGUUGGUCGAUUAUUGAAGAAUAACCUUUCUCAGGAAAGUUGGAUGGAAGUUCUUGAAAGAAAUGAGUGGAAAAAUCGGCAAGGUGACGAUGACAUAAUGCCAGCACUACAUAGUAGCUAUGAUUAUCUUCCAUUUUAUCUAAAAAAAUGUUUUUCUUGUUGUUCCCUUUACCCUAAGGACCACUGGUUUAAUAAAUUAGAGAUUACUCAUUUUUUGGAAGCAUUAGGCAUCCUAUGUUAUGGAUGUCAAAAUAACAAAGAUGCUGAUAUAGGAUUAAAGUAUUUGGAUGAACUGGUAGGUAAUGGUUUUCUCAUGAAGGAAGGUGAUGAUAGUAGGCCAUAUUAUGUAAUGCAUGACUUAUUACAUGAUCUAGCACAAAAUAUUUCGUCACAAGAGUGCAUCAACAUAAGUUCAUAUAGUUUUAGGUCUAAUAGCAUCCCGCAAUCUAUUAGACAUGUAUCCAUCACCUUACAAGAUAAGUAUGAGGAAAGUUUUGAGAGAGAAAUAGAAAAAUUCAAGAAAAAAAUAGACAUAGGAAAUUUACAGACAUUGAUGCUUUUUGGAGAAAGCAAUGCAAGCAUGGCCUUUUUCAAAGACUUAUUAAAACAAACAAAAUGUCUUCGUGUUCUGUUUAUGCAUGCAGACUCACUCGAAUCAUUCCCACACAACUUCUCGAAACUGAUCCACCUUCGAUAUCUAAAGUUGAAAAUACCUUAUAACGUAAAAUUGUCUCUACCAAACGCAGUAAGUAGAUUUUAUCACUUGAAACUUUUGGACCUAGGGAAUAGAAAUUGUAUUUUGCCAAAAGACAUUAAUCAUCUAGUCAAUUUAUGCCUCUUUCUUGCUUCGAAAGAACUUUGUUCCAACAUUCCUGGGAUUGGCAAGAUGAAGUAUUUGCGGAGGUUGGAAGAGUACCAUGUUAAGAAAGAGGGUAUUGGGUUUGAGCUGAGUGAGCUAGGGGAUUUGACAGAGCUUGGAGGUGAACUGAAAAUAUUUAAUCUUGAGAACGUGACAACAAGGGAAGAAGCUAAUGAAGCCAAGUUGAUGAUCAAAACAAAUCUGAAAACAUUGAAGCUAGUUUGGAGUGUGGUGCAACGGACAACACGAUCUGAUGUUCUUGACGGUCUCCAACCACCUCCUAAUCUUAAAACACUUGUCAUAAUAAACCAUGGUGGUUCGGUUGGUCCUAGUUGGUUGUGCAGUUAUAUUUGUGUAAAAUACUUGAAAUCAUUCCAUCUAGAGGGUGUCUGUUGGGGCAAUCUCCCACUUUUUGGUCAACUGGUGCAGCUAGAGGAACUUACUUUGAAGAGUAUUUCAGGCAUACAUCAGUUCGGACCUGAUUUUGGUGGUGUAACACAAAAAAGUAUCUCGCACUUGAAGAAAGUUGAACUUAUUAAUAUGCCAGACCUUGUGGAGUGGGUUGGGGGAGCUCAUUGCCAUUUGUUUUCGAAGAUUACAAGCAUCAAGUCAUUCAGAGAAAUAGAGAUGCACGCGCAACGCGCGGGCUAUCUUCCUAGUUGUCCUAAUUUCUCUUCGUUGCUGCGGCCAUCCUCGGAGUGCUCUGUCUCUCAUAUACAAGACAUAAACACCACAUGGUUUCCCAACUUGUGUGAUCUUGACAUUCGGAGUUGCCCCAAGUUGUCCCUGCCCCCCAUGCCUCAUACUUCCACGCUGACACGUGUUAGUGUGAGAAAAGGUGAUGAAACACUCUUGUAUUUUCGGGAAGAAGAGCUGACAGCAUACCAUUAUGAUGGUGCUUUGGCACUCCACAACCUGGGUAAAGUAAAAGCUAUGGAAAUUGUAGAUAUGCUGCAUUUUCCAUUGGCUGACCUCCAAAAUCUAAACUGCCUAACACGACAUUCUUUCGAGGAUUGCGAUAACAUUGACAAUACUGUUGUUCUCCAUUCAGUUCAGUCGCUCUAUCUCGAUGAUUGUCAUCUUACUGGAAAAUCAUUGACAAUGGUAUUAAGCAUUUUUCCGGCUCUUACCUACUUCAAUUUGAGAAUGUUUGGUGAAAAUCAUGACAUAGAGGAAAUAGUGCUGCAGGCCCCAAUAACCUGCUCAUUGUGCCAUAUGUCGAUAUCCUCCAGCAAGAACCUAGUUCUGCCAGUUGAGGACGGAGGAGGUCUGCAGGAACUCUCCUCACUCCAGUCACUCAGGAUUUCAGAUUGUGGCAGAAUGUUCUCUCGAUGGUGCAUGGUCGAUGCAGGAGCUCGUACCAGCAAGCCCCUCCCUUCUUCCCUCAGGGAGCUCAGUAUUUGUAGAGAGUCAAGCAUGCAGUCGAUGGCUCUGCUCUCAAACCUCACAUCUCUCACACAUCUUACACUAUUGGAAUGUGAAGACUUAACAGUAGAUGGAUUUGAUCCUCUCAUUACACUCAACCUCAAGGAAUUGGUGGUUUUAAAUAAUUGUUAUGAGAACAAUUAUUCUUGUUCCAUAGCAGCAGAUUUGCUCUCAGAAAUGACAAGGACCAAAGUAUUAUCUGCAGGUUCCUUACAACUGGAAGCACUUAAGGUGGACAAUAUCUCAGGAGUGCUUGUUCCCUCCAUUUGCAGCCUCCUUGCCGCCAACCUCCACAAGUUAAUUUUCAAAUCUGACUUGCAGAUGGAAAGCUUCGAUGAAGAACAAGAGCAUGCGCUUCAGCUCCUCACCUCCCUCAAGCAACUAUAUUUUGCCGACUGCCCAAGUCUGCUUUCCCUCCCCGAUGGGUUGCAUCACAUUUCUUCUCUCCAGAAAUUGCACAUAUAUAAUUGUCCUAAAAUUGGAUUCCUACCCAAGGAGGGCUUCCCCUCUUCAUUGAGAGAUCUAGUGUUAUCAGAGUGUAGCGUCGAUCUACAAGAUCAAUUGAAGAAAUUGGAGACAUCAAACCCAGAUUUAUUUGUACACCACAUGAGGUAA
This is a messenger RNA of Oryza sativa Japonica Group (Japanese rice), 5784 nucleotides long. RefSeq names its product putative disease resistance protein RGA4. Gene Ontology annotation, biological process: defense response to fungus. The record is from RefSeq and is a predicted model, not a curated record. Gene Ontology annotation, molecular function: ADP binding. Lineage: Eukaryota; Viridiplantae; Streptophyta; Magnoliopsida; Poales; Poaceae.